AUGUCUAUGCAAUCGCCCCGAGUCCUUCCCCAGCACCUCGCCAACUUCCAGCAGAACGCUGCGAAGACACCGCACACCGUCCGCAUCCUCGGUACCGUCAGCGAACUCCAGGGCGAGACCGCAAAGAUCGCGUGUGGUACCCAUGGCGAAGUGACAAUUAUCUUGACACCGGACGAUCACUUGCAGAUGGGAAAGCUCGUUGAGGUCGUAGGGAAGGUUGUGAAUGUUGAAGGCGGGUUGGGACUCCGUGUUCUUGGAACGAGUGACUGGGGAAACCCUGCGGAUUGUGAUUACAAAAUUUGGGAGAGCCUUGUUGAUGCCACACACCGCAUCAAGACUAUUUUCUACGAUGCUCCUGCUAAUUAA
Penicillium angulare is the source of this 366-nucleotide messenger RNA. RefSeq names its product putative ssDNA binding protein Ssb3. Gene Ontology annotation, molecular function: damaged DNA binding; single-stranded DNA binding. Gene Ontology annotation, biological process: DNA replication; base-excision repair; double-strand break repair via homologous recombination. Gene Ontology annotation, cellular component: nucleus; site of double-strand break; DNA replication factor A complex. The transcript has 3 exons. The record is from RefSeq and is a predicted model, not a curated record. The coding region runs from base 1 to 366 and encodes 121 amino acids. NCBI's taxonomy places the organism in Eukaryota, Fungi, Ascomycota, Eurotiomycetes, Eurotiales, Aspergillaceae.